Molecule: messenger RNA, 1095 nt
Organism: Helianthus annuus (common sunflower)
Lineage: Eukaryota; Viridiplantae; Streptophyta; Magnoliopsida; Asterales; Asteraceae
Product: transcription factor bHLH113
Exons: 5
Coding region: 63-815 (250 amino acids)
Biological process (GO): regulation of transcription by RNA polymerase II
Cellular component (GO): nucleus
Molecular function (GO): protein dimerization activity; DNA-binding transcription factor activity, RNA polymerase II-specific; RNA polymerase II cis-regulatory region sequence-specific DNA binding
Source: RefSeq, a predicted model, not a curated record
AAGACCUUACUUUUAACUCUCUUCAUUUUUCACUCUCACAAGUCACAACCCAUCUCUCAAAAAUGCCGCAAAACGAGGCUGCUGCUGCUGCUGCCAUAGACCCCAUCGCCGGUGGAAGCUUUUCCCGGCUUCUAUUCUCCGACCUUGAACCCGAAGACACCGAUCACCACCACCCCCCGAAUACCUUCACAUUUUCUGCCAAUAAAAAAACACCCAAAAUGCUCUGCUUCGGUGCAGUUUCAUUAACUCCCGAUAAUUCCGCCACCAACAAAAACUCAUCGUCGCCGGUGUCAGUCACCACAACCACCUCACUAUCAUCUAAUUCCAAUAUUAAAAGAAAUAUGGGGUCUGAUUAUUAUCAACCGGUUGUUCUUCCAACUGCUACUGAGGCCACCCCACCGCCGGUUAGGACCACCGGCCGCACCAAUAAAAAGAUGAGGAUUGAAAACACUCCUCCAGCUAGCCAUGCAAAGGUGAAGAAGAAAGAGAAGCUAGGAGAAAGAAUCGCAGCACUGCAACAGAUGGUGUCACCUUAUGGCAAGACAGACACUGCAUCAGUUCUACACGAGGCGAUGGGUUAUAUAAAAUUCCUUCAAGAACAGGUGCAGGUCUUAUGCUCUCCGUAUUUGCAGCGUGUCCUGCCCACCCACAUUGAAGGAGAAGAAGAUAAAGGUGGGGAAAGGAAGAAAGAGCUGAGGGCCCGCGGGCUAUGUCUGGUCCCGGUUGAGUGCACCCUCCAUGUGGCAGAAAGUAAUGGUGCUGAUCUGUGGUCACCAGCCAUGGUUCCUCGCCAUGGUUCCACAGCACUUCACUGAUGACACAGUCAAGGAAAGUGAACCAGUCUUUUGAAUUUUGAUACUAGCUAGCUACAAUGGCUGACUUAACUGCAGAAAAUCAGACAGUAACUGUAGAUCAUGUUUUUUUUUCUUUUGUAAGUUGCAAUCUUUUUUGGGUAGGGGAUGUGAAAGGGACGUGGCUCCUUUGGAGAUGGUCUUUUUGAGUAGUCUAGUCUCUGAUAUAUAAGUCAUAGUAAAGGUUUCAUAGUUUAUCGUCACCAUGGCAGUACUGAUCGAUUCACAUCACAGAUUUUUUUUU